This is a messenger RNA of Gossypium raimondii (Peruvian cotton), 2813 nucleotides long. RefSeq names its product protein trichome birefringence-like 4. NCBI's taxonomy places the organism in Eukaryota, Viridiplantae, Streptophyta, Magnoliopsida, Malvales, Malvaceae. Bases 1253 to 2644 code for a protein of 463 amino acids. Gene Ontology annotation, cellular component: Golgi apparatus. The transcript has 7 exons. Gene Ontology annotation, molecular function: O-acetyltransferase activity. The record is from RefSeq and is a predicted model, not a curated record.
UACGUUACGUGCUAGGCUGCUGCAUGAUAGUUAAUCACUAUAUAUAUAUAUAAGCAAGCUCAAAUGCAUCUUUCCUUCUCUUAUAUUUAUUUCAAAGUGUCUUUAAAGCUUCAACAAUGGCGUCCUUGUAUACAGUCGGGAAAUCAUGGGUUUUAGCAGUAACCAUAGUAUGCAUGUCUAUUUUCUGGUUCCACUUGUGCAAGGCUGAUGAAGAUUUUCCUGAAACAGGCAGUGUUGGUGAUGAUCCAGCUCAAAUUGUCGCCAAGGCAUUGCUAUGUUUCAAUGAUAAAUAUAUUUAUAGCAGCUGUGAAGAAUCUAACAGAUUGAGUGCAACUGGAAAUCUAGACGUCCCACCUGAAUACACCGACGAAUAUUGCAGUGGACCUUGCCUCUCAGAGACCCACCUUGUUCUCAACUGUAUAGAGAACAUCAUGAAAAACUUUGUGUUCUACAACAAGGCAACCAUUCACGAUAUCAGAGACACAAUUAAGGCUGGAUGUAGCUAUGGUCCUGAAAGAGGUAAUUUCGACGUUGAAGAGCACCUUGAAGCUGAGGAAAGCGGUUCAAACAAGGCAGGCACUAGCAUUUUGUUUGGGGUUGGGUCCAUUAUUAUAGGGCUCACCCCAUUCCUUUGACAUGUUUAAUAAUCUAUAAUCUACAGAGCUCAAGGAUUCCCUGUCUCUGCUUUCAAUUACUCUGUUUCAAAGUCAUGUAUUUAUAUGUAUUUAUUUACUGCUUUCACUAAAAAAUAAGGUUGUCUGAUACUUUUUUAACUCAAAGAUGGGACCAAGAGAUCUUAUUAAUAUCUCUUCCAGAAUCUAAAAGUGAUUCUAGAGAUUUUUUUAUAAUCAUUCCAUAACACAAUUAAGAUUAAAUAGAAGUCAGUCAUAUAUUUAUACGUCAACUCGUUGUUCAAUCUUGUCAUCAUUUCAGACCUAAUUAUAAUAAUAUGCAUAGUAAAGAGAUUAAAUCAGACCAAAUAAUAAAGAUUGGCUUUUGGCCCUUGGUGUGAACAAUGCAACAAUAAACCUGGAAACUAAUGACAAGAAAACCUGUAAGAUUCUGAAAUCAACCAGAAAAUUUUGAUGCUUGAGAUUCUAAGAUUAAAAAAAAAAAAAAGUAUUAAUGUUAUGGAGUUAAAACUUUUUUUAAAGUAGAAAGAAGGAAAAAAAAAACUACUAUUCCCUCUACAAUGUGCCAAAACAUCCCUCUAUUUUUCCUGUAAAAAAAAAUACUACCGUUUCCCCCAUUAAUGGCAUCUUUCAAGACCAUGAUCUCCAUUUUGAUGCAAUUCUCAAGAACCGCCCCAUGUCUUCUAUGGCGAUCAAGAACCCAUAUUUUCUACAUGUUCUUGCUCCUUCUUUCCCUCUUCUUCCUUUCAACGUCGUUCAACCAGCGUUCCCCGACCGCGUUAGCCUUGGCAUUAGCAACUCGCCUUCGAUUUGCCGCCGACUACAUCGCCUCCUUCACCUCCGUUUCUUCUUCCAACACCUGCAUUGUCUCCGACGUUAGGAGCAACUGCACUCUUUCUUCGGUCACCGCUGUUGAACGAACUCCUGGGAAUUCUCUCGAAGACGGGAACGAUGUGAUUAAAGACCUUAGUUCUUGCGACAUUUUUAAUGGCAACUGGGUCUUGGAUGAUUCUCGCCCUGCUUACAUACCAGGGUCUUGCCCCUACGUUGAUGAUUCUUUCAACUGCUUCAAGAACGGCCGGGUCGAUUUCAGUUACGUUAGAUACCGAUGGAAGCCUUUUGAUUGUCAAAUUCCAAGGUUUAAUGGGAGGAAAAUGCUGGAAAUGUUGAGAGGUAAGAGGCUGGUUUUCGUGGGAGAUUCUUUGAAUAGGAACAUGUGGGAAUCACUGGUGUGUUCAUUGAGAGAAUCAUUGAAAGAUAAGAGAAGUCUCUUUGAAGUUUCCACCAGGAAUGAGUACAGGACUCAAGGUUUCUUUUCUCUCAGAUUCCAGGAUUACCAGUGCACAAUAGACUUCAUCAAAUCACCAUUCCUAGUCCAAGAAUGGAAAAUCUCUGAUAAAAGUGAGAUUAGGAGGGAGACACUGAGGCUUGACAUGAUUCAGGGUUCUAAGUACAGUGAUGCCGAUAUAAUUGUCUUUAACACUGGCCAUUGGUGGACUCACCAAAAAACUGGCAAAGGCAAAAAUUACUUCCAGGAAGGCAGCCAUGUCUAUGACAGAAUGGAAGUAAAAGAAGCAUUUACAAAGGCAUUGAAAACAUGGGCACAAUGGGUUGAUUCCAACAUUGAUAGAAAGCACACCAGGGUCUUCUUUGCAGGAUACUCUUCUUCUCAUUUCAGGAAAGGGCAGUGGGAUACAGGUGGGAACUGUCAUGGUGAAACAGAGCCUAUAUCAAAUGAGACCAGCUUAGCACCAUAUCCAUGGAUGAUGAGCAUCCUGGAAUCAGUAAUAUCAGAAAUGAAAACACCAGUAUUUUAUCUCAACAUCACCAAGAUGACAGCUUACAGAAAAGAUGGGCAUCCAUCGAUUUAUCGACCAUUAGAGAUCCCGAGGACCCCCGGCAUGUUCCAGGAUUGCAGCCAUUGGUGCCUCCCAGGUGUUCCAGACUUCUGGAAUGAGCUUCUCUAUGCCGCCUUGCUAAUAUCGGGCCAUGACCUACCAAAUAAUCAUUAACAUCAUUUCCUUUUCAGUUCUUUUUCUCAAGUUCUAAUGUUAGUUCCCCCCCCCCCCUUUACUGUGUGUAUAUCAAAUGUCUGAUAAAAACCAGUGUCAAAACCAUUGAAGUAAAUGUUUUGUAAUGAAAUUGCAUUGAAAGAAUUUGAGUUUAUCCUCAUUUAUAUUA